Messenger RNA from Ostreococcus lucimarinus CCE9901, 204 nucleotides. RefSeq lists its product with no specific name. NCBI's taxonomy places the organism in Eukaryota, Viridiplantae, Chlorophyta, Mamiellophyceae, Mamiellales, Bathycoccaceae. Bases 1 to 204 code for a protein of 67 amino acids. The record is from RefSeq and is a predicted model, not a curated record. The transcript has a single exon.
AUGGAGUUCGAGCUCUUGCACUCAACCACGACCGAGGUCUUAAAGCCGUUGCGCGACGCACUCAAAGGCUUCGUGUUAUCGUCUCCAUUGCUCGCGUUGUGCACCCUUUGCGCGCUACCGACGGCUUUGCUUUACCUGAGCCAUCGCACCGAGCGUGAUAUAGCGCGCGCAAACGCCGCGCUGGAGGAACGCAAGACGCGAUAA